AUGGACUCAACACUCCUCAACCAGACAAACUGCACUGUAGAGCCCAAAGUGGAUAAUUAUUUUUAUUUAGCUAUCUAUUCUAUUUUUUUUAUUGUGGGCUUUCCAGCUAACUGCCUGUCUCUAUAUGUAGCCUGGAUGCUCAUGAGGAGUGGGAACAACAUGGCAGUCUACCUUGUCAACCUGUCCAUUUCCGACCUGCUCUACACAAUCACUCUGCCUGUGUGGAUUGAGCUGGCUCUACAGACUCCUAUAGGUGGUGAUCUCUGCAGCUUAGUGGCUGUGAUCAUGUACAACAGCUUUUACGUUGGCUCUGGCCUCCUUUGCUGCAUCUCAGUUGAUCGCUACCUGGCACUGGUCUACCCUCUCCACUUUCACUGGGUCAGAGAGGUGCGGACAGCUGCAGUUACGAGUAUUGUUGUAUGGGCUUUGGAGAUUGUCAUCCACAUUAUCUUACUUGACCACACGGGGGCACUGCAAGCUUUCUCCUCAAGUUUCUUGUGCCAGGACAAAGUGCCCAUGAAACAAGAGGAUGCCAACAUUGCUCUUGCACGGAUCAGCCUGGGUUUCUUGGUCCCUGUCUUCAUCAUGACUUUUUGCUUUCAGCAGAUCAUGCAAUCACUCCAACAGAGCACCUCAAUCCUGGCAGAGGAGCGCAGGAAAGUGGGACUGCUGUUGUUUUCUCUACUUCUAACCUACCUAGUAGCCUUUGUGCCCUACCAGACUGUCAUGCUGCUCAGGGCUGUACUGGAGCCUAGAGCCUGCACCUGGGCCAGAAGGCUCAGAGACCCAUAUCUAGUAACAGUUGCCACCACAACCUUAAACAGUGUAUUGGAUCCUAUAAUAUACUGUUUAAUCAGCAAGAGUGCUCAGAAAGAGGUAAAGAAACUUCUAGAGAAAGGCAAGGGAGUGUUAAUGUGUAGGAAAUGGUCAGAAAGCUCUGAUGCAGUUCAGUCAGUUUCCUAAGAACUGAAUCAUUCAUUUGUUUUGUUUUUAACUGCAAAAAGGAAAAA
Lates calcarifer (barramundi perch) is the source of this 1010-nucleotide messenger RNA. RefSeq names its product G-protein coupled receptor 4-like. Gene Ontology annotation, biological process: G protein-coupled receptor signaling pathway. The record is from RefSeq and is a predicted model, not a curated record. Gene Ontology annotation, cellular component: membrane. The transcript has a single exon. NCBI's taxonomy places the organism in Eukaryota, Metazoa, Chordata, Actinopteri, Centropomidae. Gene Ontology annotation, molecular function: G protein-coupled receptor activity. The coding region runs from base 1 to 963 and encodes 320 amino acids.